Molecule: messenger RNA, 839 nt
Organism: Aphis gossypii (cotton aphid)
Lineage: Eukaryota; Metazoa; Arthropoda; Insecta; Hemiptera; Aphididae
Exons: 5
Coding region: 108-839 (243 amino acids)
Source: RefSeq, a predicted model, not a curated record
CUAAAAAAAAAUUGGAGUUACAAACGCGGAAUCAAUCGAAUAACCAAAAAUGGUUUGUAGAAAGAAGAAAGCGAUUGACAGCUUCCAAUUUUGGCAAAAUAUGCAAAAUGAGACCUUAUACAUCAUGUAAGAUAGCAGUACAUGAUAUAAUAUAUGGUAGUGUGACUACUCACGCCACAGAGUAUGGCAAAAUCACCGAACAAAUUGCGGUUCAAGCUCUCCAGGAAAAAAUUAAUAAAACAAUUAAAAAAUGCGGUUUGUUUAUUGAUAGAACGAUUCCUUAUUUAGCGGCUACUCCAGAUGGAUUGAUUGACGAAAAUUCAAUUUGUGAAAUUAAGUGCCCCUACUCUGUAAAAGAUUCCAACAGUAUAGAAGAAGUACUAAAAGAAAAAAAGCUACCGUACAUGCAAGUUAAAAAUGAUGCUAUAACUUUAAAAGAAGAUAGUCACUAUUUUUACCAAAUUCAGGGGCAGUUACACAUUACAGGACGUGUGAUAUGUUAUUUUUUUAUCUACACUUCUAAAUGGACUUAUAUUCAAACAAUAAAUUAUGACAAUGAAUUUUGGACCUCAAAAAUGGAAUCCCCCUUAAAGUUAUUUUACGAGGAAUGUCUACUACGAGAAAUAGUAGACCCUCAGUACAGCAAACGUCAAUUAAAAAGCGACAUUAUUGAACCUCCUCACAUAAUUAAAAAUAAUGCUACAAAACAAUCUAAAUUCCAAAACGUCGUUAAAGAUGAUGAAAUAAUUUCCAUAAUUGGGAAAUGGUUAACAACAGCUAAAUCCAGAAUAGAAAAUAAAAAACAUAUGAAUGAUGUGACUACAAAUUUUCUACACUAA